AUGGCUCACUCUCUUGAGGAGAAUUUUUCCUAUGUUUUCAACUUGAUGGAGGAUAGUAACAGACCACAGUCACUGAUUCGUACUAUCCCCUGGGUGCUGUGGCUAAUUUGGAAGAACAGGAACUCAAUUCUCUAUGCAGAUACGCAAGAAUCGAUGGAGAGACUAUUAAGGGCCAUGUCAGAUGAAGUAGAACAAUGGUUUCUACUAAAUAAUACGCCAUCACCAGCUACAGACUUGAGCGGCAGAUUGGAGGAUCGUGAUAAAUGGUGCCCGCCAGCUAGUGGAUUCAUAAAAUGCAAUAUACAUGCGAACUGGAGGAAUGUCCAUCUACACAGUGGAGUGGCCUGGAUCGCAAGAGAUCAAGCUGGUAACGUUUCACAUCAUGCAAGGGACGCUAUAAUCCAUGCGCCUAAUCAUAUGGUGGCUGAGUUAAGAUGUGUGAUAUGGGCAUUGUCGAGUUUAAGAGAUCUUGGAGUGCCAAGGGUGAUUAUUGCUAUUGAUUAUCAUAAGGUAUUAGAAGCCAUUAAUGCACCUCGUCAAUGGCCUCGGUUCGGGGAUUUGCUAGAACAAGUGGUAAAUUUCAAGGAAGUUUUUGAGAGCUUAGUUUUCGAAGGGGAAAAGGUGUCGGCGAAUGGGAUUCCUCGCGACAUAGCUAAGAUUGUACUGCGAGAUGGACGAUUCCAUUCGUACUUAGCAUUUGGAGGGCCUUCAUGGCUGCAUGACCGGAUCGCUAGAUAA
This is a messenger RNA of Brassica oleracea var. oleracea, 738 nucleotides long. RefSeq lists its product as uncharacterized. The record is from RefSeq and is a predicted model, not a curated record. The transcript has a single exon. Gene Ontology annotation, molecular function: RNA-DNA hybrid ribonuclease activity; nucleic acid binding. The coding region runs from base 1 to 738 and encodes 245 amino acids. Lineage: Eukaryota; Viridiplantae; Streptophyta; Magnoliopsida; Brassicales; Brassicaceae.